AUGUCUCAAGGAUACCCACCACCACCAAACCCUCAACAGUAUGGUGGAUACAUACCAAGACCUCUUCAAGAACCUCCACUUUAUCCUCCAAGUAUACCAACUUCAAAUUUUUCUGACCCUGCCACACUACCCUUAUUAGUUCAAUCAAAUGCCAGCAAUACUAAUUUUGAAGAAGAAAAAACACCACUUCAUUAUGGUGAAGCUCCUGUAAGACAACCACGUCGUUUUAAAACUACUAAAAGAGUUGAUUUAUUUCGAGGAAAAGUGGUUCUUGAUUGUCCAGUUCCAACGAAACUUUUAUCUGAGGUUCAAAGAAGAAAUGAUGGAGAAUUUUCAUUAAUGAGAUAUACACCUUGUACUUGUGAUCCCAACAAUUUUCAAAAUGAAGGUUAUACACUUCGUCAACAACUUUAUGACCCACCAAGACAAACAGAGUUAUUUAUUGUACUCACUAUGUAUAAUGAAGAUGAAGUACUUUUUGCACGUACAUUCCAUGGAGUUGAAAAAAAUAUAAAUCAUUUAUGUACUCGUGGACGCUCUCGUACAUGGGGAAAAGACGGAUGGAAAAAAGUUGUUGUUUGUAUCGUGUCUGAUGGUCGUACUAAGAUAAAUCAUCGAACUUUAUCUUAUUUGGCGGCAUUAGGUGUUUAUCAGGAGGGAGUGGCUAAGAACCAGAUCAAUGGCAAAGAAGUAACUGCUCAUCUUUACGAGUAUACCACACAACUUUCUAUUGGAUCUGAUAUGAAAUUUAAGAAGAGAGAUGAGAGCUCAGUUCCUAUUCAAGUCCUUUUUUGCUUGAAGGAAAAAAAUGCAAAAAAAAUCAAUUCUCAUCGCUGGUUUUUCAAUGCAUUCGGUAGAAUAUUAGAUCCACAAGUAUGUGUUUUAAUUGAUGUUGGUACAAAACCUGGUAGCACGUCUAUUUAUCAUUUGUGGAAAGCUUUUGACAUCAAUCCUAAUCUUGGUGGUGCAUGUGGCGAAAUUAAGGCUAUGACAGGCAGUGCAGGAGUUAACUUAUUAAAUCCAUUGGUUGCAUCACAAAAUUUUGAAUACAAGAUGUCAAAUAUUUUGGAUAAACCACUUGAGUCAGUAUUUGGUUAUAUUACUGUAUUACCUGGUGCAUUUUCUGCAUAUCGCUACCGUGCUCUUCAGAAUGAUAAAAAUCAAGUAGGUCCUUUGAAAUCAUAUUUUUUGGGCGAAUCUCAACAUGGAGGUGAUGCAGAUAUCUUUACGGCCAAUAUGUAUCUUGCUGAAGAUCGUAUUUUGUGUUUUGAAUUAGUUGCAAAAAGAGAUGAUGCCUGGUUAUUGCAAUAUAUAAAGUCAGCUUAUGCUGAAACAGAUGUACCUGAUACAGUAGCUGAAUUGAUUUCUCAAAGACGUCGUUGGUUGAAUGGUUCUUUCUUUGCUGGAGUGUAUGCUAUAUGUCAUACUUUUGCAAUAUGGAGAAGUGGUCACUCUAAAUUUAGAAAAAUAUUGUUGCAUAUUGAAAUGUUUUAUCAAGCAUAUAAUUUAAUGUUCUCUUGGUUGGGAUUGGGUAAUUUUUAUUUAACCUUUUACAUUUUGGGUAAUUCCCUUACGGAUGAUGAAGUUAUUGAAGGUUUAUGGUCUAAAACUGCUGGCGACAUUAUAUUUAAUAUAUUACGAUACGUAUAUUUAACGCUUCUUAUAAUACAAUUUAUAUUAGCCAUGGGUAAUAGACCUCAAGGAUCUAAAUGGGCUUAUAUUGCAUCGAUAUCAUUUUUUUCUGGACUUAUGGUUUAUAUGUUAUUUGCAGCGGGAUGGUUAACAUAUAAAGGGGUUGCAGCGCAAAUACAAAAAUUAAAUAAUGAUGUAGCAGAUCCAGGUGCUAAUGUUUCAACAGCUGGUGCUAUUCUUGGAAAUUCAACAUUUAAAAAUAUUAUUCUUUCAGUUAUUUCUACUUAUGGAUUAUAUUUCACUGCCAGUUUCUUGUUUUUUGAACCUUGGCAUAUGUUUAAUAGUUUGAUUCAAUAUUUAUUAUUGGUUCCAUUCUAUAUCAACAUUUUGAAUGUUUAUGCUUUUUGUAAUGUACAUGAUGUUAGUUGGGGAACUAAAGGAGAUAAUGCAGUGGUAAAACAUGAUUUAGGUUCUGUAACAACAACUCCAGAUAAUAAUACAGUCGAGGUUGAAGUCCCUGUUGAAGCAAAAGACAUAAAUUCAUUAUAUCAAGAAGCGGUUGAAGAAUUACAACGUCAUCAUGAGGAACCGGUUAAAAAACGGUCAGCUUCAGACAAGCAAGAGGAUUAUUAUAAAUCUUUCCGUACACGCGUUGUAUUGCUUUGGAUCCUAUCCAAUGGUGCUUUGGUUGCAGGUAUUACAAAUGCUAGUACCACUUUAAAUUCAAUUUCUACUUCAACAGACAGAGCAAACAGUUAUAUGGCAUUUGUGCUUUGGUCAGUUGCUGGAUUGGCAGCUUUUAGAUUUAUGGGAAGUUGUACAUAUUUGCUCUUUAGGCUAUUCACUGGUUAA
This is a messenger RNA of Entrophospora candida, 2484 nucleotides long. NCBI's taxonomy places the organism in Eukaryota, Fungi, Glomeromycota, Glomeromycetes, Entrophosporales, Entrophosporaceae. The record is from the annotation of a GenBank genome assembly.